UCCUAAAUAGUGGAGUGGUGAAACUUGCCACUUUGUAAUAAUACUUUGUAAUGUCAUGGGUUGAAUUCCCAGGAACUCUAAUCUAAUGAAACCUAUAUCAAAUAUCUGCUGUAAGACACCUUGGAAAGUAGCAUAUGAAUGAAUCGAAAUGUGCAUUUGUAGUAGUAACAGUUCAAUGUAAUGUUGUGCAUUACAGGUAUUUCUGUGCCUGAGGGGUUGUCUGUGGAUGCGCUGAAUGAAGUAUAUGAUGGAGUCAGAUGGAGUGCAGAUCUGAGCUGGAGCCCAGGGCAUGGGACUGACCAGAUUCCACACAGCUUUGAGAUCUCCUACCACAGUGAAGGGAACAAGCCAAAGACCAUCAGUACAGAGUCCUGCAGCACAACUCUUCCAGGCUUAAACUCAGACACGUGGUACACUGUCAGUAUGUGUACUGUGCUUCGAGGUCGAAGGAAGAGCAAGUCUGUAUCCACCACUUUCCACACAAGUGAAAGGAGGAUUGUGCUGCUUGGGAAAUCGGGUGAUGGUAAAAGCAGUGCUGGAAACACCAUCCUGGGGGGAAAGGAUUUCGAAGUGAGUGCGUCUCAGUACUCAAAAACAAAAGAAAAUGGAACACAGAGUAGGAUCAUCAACGGGAGAAAAUACACAGUCAUUGACACACCUGGAUUAUUUGACAAUACCGGUCCAGAGGAGGGGUUGACAGCUGGAAUAGUCAAAUGCAUCUUUGACAGUUCCCCAGGCCCACAUGCGUUUCUCAUCGUGAUGAGGGUAGGGAGGUUCACAGACCUCGAGGAACAAGUUGUCACGAAGAUUAAAGAAUUAUUUUCAGACGACACCUUUAAACAUGCAGUGGUUCUUUUCACACAUGGUACGGACCUGGGGGGUCAGACUAUUGAACAGUUUGUAGAGGAAAGCAAAAGCAAUCAGGGUACUAAGCAGAGGAAAGCUACACUGAAGGAACUUGCAGACAAAUGUAAUGGUCGCUAUCAUGUCAUAGAUAAUGUGCACUGGAAUCAGGAAGAGGGGGACGGCAAAAACAGAAUUCAGUUAGCAAAGCUGUUUGACACCAUAGAAAAGAUGCAGGAGAAUGAAGGCUGUUACACUAAUGACUUUUCGUUGUUAGUAGAGCAAGCCAUCCAACGAGAAAUGGAAAAGAUCAGGGAAUGGAGGAGGGAGCAUGGGGAGACCAUACAUGAGAGGGACAUCAGAGCAAAAGCCAAGAGCAUAGUUAAACACAGAGUUUUGGAGAAGUUUGACGCACGUUGA
Clupea harengus (Atlantic herring) is the source of this 1263-nucleotide messenger RNA. RefSeq names its product GTPase IMAP family member 5-like. Lineage: Eukaryota; Metazoa; Chordata; Actinopteri; Clupeiformes; Clupeidae. Bases 181 to 1263 code for a protein of 360 amino acids. The record is from RefSeq and is a predicted model, not a curated record. Gene Ontology annotation, molecular function: GTP binding; protein binding. The transcript is spliced from 3 exons.